GCAAGGGUUCAAAAAUACCACCCAAAAACACUUUUGAAAUCCUUUUUAAAGGUAAUAGUUUUUUUCACUUCCAACUAAUAGAUAUAUAUAGAGAGAGCGCGCGCGAUCUCUCUCUCUAUAUAUAGAGAUCCAAACAUCCAUAAGUAUAUUGAAAAUAUGGCUUUAACGACGCGUAUCGUGAAGGAAACCGAAAAGCUCCAGCGUGAGUGCCCACCCGGCAUCUCAGCAGCCCCGAUGCGCGAUAACCCCCGCUAUUUCAAGGUGAUCAUCCGAGGCCCCCCCCAAAGCUGCUAUGAAGGGGGUACUUUCCAUCUGGAACUUUUCCUCCCGGAGGAUUAUCCGAUGGUGCCGCCCAAAGUUCGCUUUCUGACGAAGAUAUACCACCCGAAUGUGGAUAAGAUUGGCCGGAUUUGUUUGGAUAUCAUCAAGGAUAAGUGGUCGCCCGCGCUGCUGAUUAAUAAAGUGCUCCUGUCGAUUCAGAUCCUCAUGAGCAGCCCCAACCCGGAUGAUCCGUUAGCCAACGAUGUCGCCGACCACUGGAAGCGAAAUGAGGCGGACGCGUUAGAAACGGCGCGAGAGUGGACGCGGCUUUAUGCUCAAAAAUAACUACUUUAAGGUUUGUUUUAGGGUUGUUGUUUUUUGCCCUAGUUUGUAUAUAUUGGAUUGUCAAUGUAUUGUUGUUGUUGGUGGUGGUGGUGGUUUUCACAUUUAUUGAGUACGAGCUGAUUUUAAAUACUUUCUUUUUUGUAGCGACACAACUCAAGUGUAUUUAUUUUGUGUGAUAAAGGAAAUAAAGUGUGGGAUCUUUUAUUAUAAUGUUUACCGUUAGGGAAAUGAAUCGGGAAGUGAAACCGAUUCGUACCUCAGUAAGGCACUAAUAAUAAUAAUACGUAAAAUAAUGCAUGAAUUGAGACUAAGAUAUUUUCAUACUUUGGUGAUCAUAUCCUGUGCAGUGGGCGUUGGGGAUUAAGUUCUAAA
Molecule: messenger RNA, 978 nt
Organism: Phytomonas sp. Hart1
Lineage: Eukaryota; Euglenozoa; Kinetoplastea; Trypanosomatida; Trypanosomatidae
Source: the annotation of a GenBank genome assembly